This is a messenger RNA of Mesorhabditis spiculigera, 507 nucleotides long. The record is from the annotation of a GenBank genome assembly. Lineage: Eukaryota; Metazoa; Nematoda; Chromadorea; Rhabditida; Rhabditidae.
AUGCCGGGGUUUUUCAGUGAUGUGCCGUUGGGAAUAAGUGAUGGAGGGAUGGAGUACGCCGACCAGUCCGGGAUCAUCCCCUAUUUUGCCGAAUUGGCGGCCUGCGAGGCGGAAUGUGCUCUAUGGAUCUCGCGAUGUGUCCCCUCAACGGUGCCCUCAGGCUUUAUUUGCCAAUUAAAUAUACUCGUCUUCCUCGUCGUCAUCUUUCUUGCUGUUUUUACAGGAGUCGUGGUGCCGAUCACGUGUCUAUUCUGCUUCGUAUUUGGGGUCCCGCGACGACUUCGAAGUUGGCUGUGUUCCGGUGGUGAUGGACGGAAUGAGGAUGAGGCCAAGCUGAACCCGAAUCGAAGUGGAUUUCUAUCACUGCCGCCGGUGAUCUCCGAUUCGGAUACUCCGACUCCAGUUGUCGUCAUACCGAGGGUGCGAAAAAGCGAGCAUUCCAUCCCGCUGCACCCACCCAAGCGUUAUCAGAAACGAAUCCACUGGAAAUCGGCCGGCUCCAUCUCA